ACGUGGUGCGCUUAUCACUUUUCUCCCGUUCCUUUCUGUGCAGUCUACAUAACGACAUUUUACGACAAAGCCGUGCGUGGAUUUUCUGUUCUCCCCAGUGAGAUACCGGUUGGAGAAACGCAGUAGCAAGAGAAGACGGGGUAGUAAUCGUGCCCAUACCUGGCCCUUCGUCGCGGAUAAGAACCCUGCAUCUUCUCUGGUACACAUAAACCGAGCGAUUAAAUGUGGAAACAGGGCUGAGGAGAGAGCGACGCGAGGGAAGGCAACACUAAAUUCUAACCGGGGUUGUGAAAUAAGUUGCCUCCCAAGCGGCGCUUUAAAAGGAAGCAGAAGAUAAUUGACCAACCAAAACAACAGAGAAGAUGGACUAUGAUUUCAAAGUGAUGCUGACCGGAGAGAGAGAACGUGUAGAGGACCUGUUUGAAUAUGAGGGAUGCAAAGUGGGAAGAGGCACCUACGGCCAUGUAUAUAAAGCAAAGAGAAAAGAUGGGAAGGAUGAUAAGGACUACGCCCUCAAGCAGAUUGAAGGCACUGGCAUCUCCAUGUCCGCCUGCAGAGAGAUUGCACUACUGCGGGAGCUGAAGCAUCCUAAUGUGAUCUCACUGCAGAAGGUGUUCCUGUCACACGCAGACCGCAAAGUCUGGCUGCUCUUCGACUAUGCCGAGCAUGAUCUUUGGCACAUCAUAAAGUUCCACAGAGCGUCCAAGGCUAAUAAGAAGCCCCUGCAGCUGCCCAGGGGGAUGGUCAAGUCCCUGCUCUACCAGAUCCUGGACGGCAUCCAUUACCUACACGCCAACUGGGUCCUACACAGAGACCUGAAACCUGCCAACAUCCUAGUGAUGGGGGAGGGGCCAGAGAGGGGUCGAGUAAAGAUCGCGGAUAUGGGCUUUGCCCGCCUCUUUAACUCACCACUGAAGCCUUUAGCAGAUCUGGACCCUGUGGUGGUCACCUUCUGGUACAGGGCACCAGAGCUGCUGCUGGGGGCCAGGCACUACACCAAAGCCAUUGACAUCUGGGCGAUUGGCUGCAUCUUUGCCGAGCUGUUGACGUCUGAGCCCAUCUUCCACUGUCGCCAAGAGGACAUCAAGACCAGUAACCCCUACCACCACGACCAGCUGGACCGCAUCUUCAACGUCAUGGGCUUCCCCGCUGAAAAGGACUGGGAAGACAUCAAGAAGAUGCCAGAGCACUCCACUCUGAUGAAAGACUUCAGAAGGAACACGUAUACAAACUGCAGCCUAAUAAAAUACAUGGAGAAACACAAAGUGAAACCGGACAGCAAAGCAUUCCACUUGCUCCAGAAGCUGCUGACCAUGGACCCGAUCCGCAGGAUCACGUCUGAGCAGGCCAUGCAGGACCCUUACUUCCUGGAGGAACCACUGCCCACCUCCGAUGUGUUUGCAGGCUGCCAGAUCCCCUACCCCAAGAGGGAGUUCCUGACAGAGGAGGAGCCAGAGGACAAGGCAGAGAAAGUCAGAAAUAAGAACCAGCAGCAGCAGGGGAACAACCACACCAACGGGGCGGGGCACACCGGUAACCCUGACAAUAGCCAUGCCCAGGGCCCGCCCCUAAAGAAGGUGCGAGUGGUCCCACCCGUCACUACCUCAAGUGGCCUCAUGACCUCAGACUACCAGCGCUCCAAUCCACAUGCUGCCUACCAGAACCCCGGACCAAGCACAUCACUGCCCCAAAGCAGCAUCGGAUACUCCUCUACCUCCCAGCAGCCCCCGCAGUACUCACACCAGACCCACCGCUACUGACCCCUGACCUCUACCCACCCCUCGCCAUGCCCGCUAGGGAGAAUGUACUGAGGGAAGUGGGUGUGUCCAUGGCAACAGCCCCCCCUCCUCGCCCCACCGGUCCACCCUCACUGCAGCAGUCCAUUAAUUAGCCCAGUAUGAAAUAUAAUAUUCUGAAAAGAACAUGACAUAACGCAACAACAUUAGCCAUGACAGAACAUGACUUCAGUUCAACCAUGAGCCACACAUGGAGACUAAACCUCCAAACUAGAGGAAGAUGGAGAAGGAAGAACAGAUGCUGUCAGUUUGUUGGUUCCCUCGUUCGUUCCUCUGUGGUUCAAGUCAUCGUUGCUGCAAGUUUGUGACCAUUACAAAGUUAACCUUCAGAACUGGUACUUAACUACAGCCACAAGACAAACAAACAGAAGAUGGACCUGGGGCUCCCCUCUCCCUUCACCCUUCUCUCCUUACCGCACCACCUCCACCAAAGCUCACCCCCUUUCCAGACGGAUUCCCCUCUUCCUGUUGAAGCUUCGAUGAGACUAAAGCUGCUAUGUGACUGCCAGCAUUGACAGAGUAUCUGUCUGUCCUGUCUCUGUCCCUCUGUCUGUUUGUCUUCCUGUCUGUCCUCUUGUCUGUCUGUGUCUGUCCGCCCUUCCAUGGGCAUCUUCCUUGGGGACCGAAUUGAGCUGCUGACAGGAGCAUUCUGGGAGUUAGUGGGGCCCGCCCAUAGCUCUGGUUGAGGGCUUUAUUGAGAAAAAAAAUUAACAAAAACAAAGGAAGAAAAAAAAGAUUUUACGAGUUUAUAAUUUAAUCCAUUUUGUUUUCACUAACUGUAUAAAAAUAAAAAGUGGUGAAGCAGCUUCUGUUGUGCUGAGAGAGAGCUGCCGUUUUUAUCGAUGUGGGCAAAGCCUUACAACUCCAUGAUGACAAACCAACAAAUUGUGUGGAGGAUGGCAAAUGGAACAUGCAUUUUUACUGUAUUGAAAUAUUUUACAUGACGCAAGUAUCCUGACAAUAAAAGUGGAAACGUUGA
Molecule: messenger RNA, 2775 nt
Organism: Coregonus clupeaformis (lake whitefish)
Lineage: Eukaryota; Metazoa; Chordata; Actinopteri; Salmoniformes; Salmonidae
Product: cyclin-dependent kinase 8
Exons: 13
Coding region: 363-1760 (465 amino acids)
Biological process (GO): protein phosphorylation
Cellular component (GO): nucleus; mediator complex
Molecular function (GO): RNA polymerase II CTD heptapeptide repeat kinase activity; cyclin-dependent protein serine/threonine kinase activity; ATP binding
Source: RefSeq, a predicted model, not a curated record